CAUUGCCUUACUUACACGUUGGCAGAACUAUAGAGCAAAGAAUCUCAAUGAUCCCCACGUGCGCUCGGCGGUGCUAGGUCAGAGCGCAUCCAUGUCAGCUCAUGAAUCCUCACCGUGACAGACUGUAGACCAAUCAGUCCAUGCUCCUACCUCUCUUCUGAACACCCGCCUCCCAAUCAUGAUGCAACAAGCAAUGUCCACGGACACCUUCCCGGACGAGCUCCAGCUCGAGGACAUGCGUAAUAAACAUGUCUUCUCACAAUCCCACCUCCUCCAGUCCUCUCUGGCAUUCGACAGCCCCACCGAAGCUAAAGAUAUGCACAUCCCCCUCUCAAAACCCAGACCCUACCCCCUCUUUCAUCCCGCCAUCGCUCAGCACCGCAAGCAGUACUUCACCUUCUACUUCGUCUAUGCAGCUCUCCUCAUCAUCCUUAUGUGGGCUCUUCUCCCCAUAUACUGGGCAUCCCUUGCAUACAACACCCAGCUAUCCGAUCAUCUACAAGUUUUCGUUAUCGACCACGACCAGUCCACUGUUGGAAACGGCGUCGUAGCCGCAGUACAGCAAGCCAUAAACCAGCGGGGUACCGUAUCGACUCUGGGGUGGACCAUCCUCCCAAGCAACGAUACCUCGCUCCCCACAAAUGACGACGUUUUUGACGCUAUCGCGGACGAACAAGCUUGGGCCGCUGUCCUCAUCCAAGCGGCCGCCACCAACUCCGUAAUCUCCUCUUUCACCAGCUCCUCAUCCCAGAAUAGCCCAGUCAUAAACGUCUAUUACAAUGAAGCCAGGAACGAAAUCGCCGCAUCCACCUAUAUCGUACCUAUCCUUAAUUCCGUUCUCGUCCCUGUCACCGCAAGUCUCUACUCCAACCUCACCUCUCAGUUCCUCGCCUCAAAUGCGAAUAAUCAGACAGAAAUUCAAGCUUUUUCCGCCGCACUCGCCAGGCAAGGCUCUACCGCCGGCCUCACUUUCAACCUAAUCAAUGUCCGUCCGUAUACCACACCCGUGGUCCUCGCUCUGACAGAAGUCGGUUUGAUUCUCAUCGUCAUCUUUUCCUUCAUCCUGACGAUGGCCAACAGCGCACUCCGCCCCAUGCUCUCCCCCCACCUCUCCCUCUCCUCUUACGUCCUCUUACGCGUCUUCACCCCUCUCCUAGCGUACAUCCCACUCUCAUUAUCGUUCGCCACCAUCUCACUCGCCUUCCGCGUCCCUUUCAACGCCAAAUACACAGAAGCGCAGGGUUUUGGGCUAUUUUGGAUCUUGUGUUACAUUAUCAUGGGCGGAGUGGGGAUGGCGACGGAAUUCGCAAUUGGGGCGCUGACUAUACGGUUUGCGCCCUUCUUCUUGGUGACGCUCAUCAUCUCGAACGUGUCCAUCACCUCGACCCCUCUCGAGAUCCAGCCAGGCGUCUUCCGCUACGGCAGAGGUUUCCCAUUUUUCAACGCCUCUCAGGCCUUCCGCACCAUCGUGUUCGACACAAAAUCGCAUCUAUCGACCAACGUCCCAGUCCUGAUCGGGUGGUUGUUGAUCAGCAUGCUCACGGUGGCGGUCAGUACGUGGAUCAUAGAGGGGAGAAACAGGCGGUUGGGGAUCGUGGAGGCGCCGCACUGAGUUGGCCGCGGGCGUGGGCGUUCAUCAUGUUCAUCAAUUCAUCCUAUUGUCUCGCCUUCCUCUCUUUCUUGUUCUUGUCCUCCGUUUUUUCUUGCUUGGAAAAACUCGAAACCGAGUGUGUGUGAGGGGUGUUCACUUGGCAUAGUGCCGGAUAUGGGUAUGGGAGUGAUGGAUUUCUUGGACGUUUAUACGGAAAAUAAUCAUUAGUGCCAUUUUCCCAUAAAAUAAUGAGGACUGGUCGGAUAGAGAAUAUGGUGAUGAUGGGGCGCGCGAGGGUGAGCUAUAGGGGUUCGAACGGGAUCCUUCCAGAUGCAUAUAACAUGUUUAGUGCUCGGGGGUGAGAGUAAUGAACGUUAAUGAACUGGAAGCUUGAAGGAGGGUGUA
Molecule: messenger RNA, 1996 nt
Organism: Serpula lacrymans var. lacrymans S7.9
Lineage: Eukaryota; Fungi; Basidiomycota; Agaricomycetes; Boletales; Serpulaceae
Exons: 5
Coding region: 179-1612 (477 amino acids)
Cellular component (GO): membrane
Source: RefSeq, a predicted model, not a curated record